AUGGCGCUUUUAUUUGGGUACAUGUAUGUUUUUUCUGCCGAUUUUUUUUUUUUUUUUGGCAGUUGUAAUCGAAAUAAGUUGCCACGUUUUUGCAGGAUGAGCUGGUGCACGGCGGGGGAGGUGGUGGAAUUGAUUAGUGUCAGCAGGCUGCGUCAUGACGUUCCAGAGGUUGAACGUAAAGCGGCAGAUUUGCGUUUAAUUGAACUUUACACAUCGGCAGUGAAUAUUGGGGACGUUUUGACGGAAGUAGUAGUUGCGUCCAAUGCAGUUUCUUGGAAUUUGCGGCUGGCGGCUGCCUUGACGCUGGAGUCUUUUGUGAGCGAGCGGACAUGGUGCGAGGGCGCGAGCUUCAGCGACAAGGAACGUGUUCUUAAUGAGAUUUUGGCGUAUUUGCGGAGCGCCUCUUUUGCUGCGUCAGCUGCGGAGGAGCAACUGCAUGUCUUGCUGUGCUCCUGCCUCGGCCGUAUUGCCGGUCUUGAAUAUCCCGCUGCGCGUUGGGAUGAAUUCAUGGACGAGUGCGUUUCAGCCAUUGUGUCAGGGGAUGCGGCACGGCAACAGACGGGGCGUGUGUUGGUGCAACAGACAAUUA
Molecule: messenger RNA, 589 nt
Organism: Trypanosoma cruzi
Lineage: Eukaryota; Euglenozoa; Kinetoplastea; Trypanosomatida; Trypanosomatidae
Exons: 1
Source: RefSeq, a predicted model, not a curated record